Molecule: messenger RNA, 1710 nt
Organism: Malassezia pachydermatis
Lineage: Eukaryota; Fungi; Basidiomycota; Malasseziomycetes; Malasseziales; Malasseziaceae
Product: wd40 repeat-like protein
Exons: 2
Coding region: 1-1710 (569 amino acids)
Molecular function (GO): protein binding
Source: RefSeq, a predicted model, not a curated record
AUGGAGUCAUCAGCUGCGGCGGCAGAUGCGAUGAUGUCGGAAACCUUGCCGCCUAUAGCAGGGCUAUUACAGGGUUUUCAUACUCUGUCACCUACAGAGCGAAGAGAAUUUCUCUCCGCGCUGGUUCGUGAGUGCAAUGUUCGAGAGCUGUCUGAGUUGGAGGAGAGUAUUAUACCACGACUGAAAGUCGAUUUUCUAGAGCGUCUUCCUAUGGAAGUGGCGCUAUAUAUCCUCACGUACUUAGAGGAGCCCACAUCUCUUGUGCGCGCCUCUGCGGUGAGCCGUACAUGGCAUCGGCUUGCUACGGACGAGUACCUGUGGGGUUUUCUAUGUGUUCGCUACGCGUAUCAUACACCUUCGCGCCUACGUUGGAUGAUCCAAAGUUUGAUCCCACAUACGAAUGAGGGGAGCACGGAGGAUGUGGUGGACCCUAUGACCCAGGCCAAACGUCGGCGUCGUCGCUCCUUCUUUGCAAGUGCUGGCGAACUGCCGCCGACCACGAACUCGGCGAGUGUGAUGCUGCGAGACUAUUUCCGCCUAUGUUAUAUGACGGAGCGCAAUUGGCGGAAGGGCGGACGUCUUCUUAGCUCGUAUGUGACGAGUGAGCUAGCUGAUGCCGAUCCUGACCCCAAUCGGCGUCUUGCGCUCACAUGCUGUGCGAUGGAUCAGGAUUGGGUGGUGGCUGGGAUGACAGACAGUACAAUCUACGCCUUUCAUAUUCAGUCGGGACGUCUCAUACAUACACUACAUGGGCAUGACAGUGGCGUAUGGUGCCUGAUGCUGGCCACAGGCACGCAGCGGCCGACAGGCAAAGAAAAUCGUCGCGAGGAUACCAGUCUCGUCCAGACACAUAGGGAUAAGAGGCCCAGUGCUCAGCUGGCCUUGGUCUCUCGAGGAGGUCUUUCUGUACAAGAUGCGAUGCAUGUGGCACAGCAGUGCGAUCCCACAGACAUGGCCUGUGCCAGUACGUUGGGAUGGGGUCAGCCAGAUACGCGUUUGAUCAGCGCCGGGUCGGAUCGAAGUCUGCGUGUAUGGAACAUGUCGACAGGUGUGUGUGAGCAAACGCUGAAAGGGCACACAUCGACCAUUCGGUGUGUACAAGUGGUUGCACAGGAGCCAGUGGCCAUUACAGGCUCACGCGAUGGUACUUUGCGGGUGUGGGACCUGGCCCAAGGUCGAGUUCGGCAUGUCUUGGCAGGGCAUCAGCACUCCGUCCGGUGUAUGGCCGUGUACGGUGAUAUGGUAGCGAGUGGCAGUUACGACUUUACAUGCCGCUUGUGGAAUUGGCGCACCGGCCAAUGCUUACAUGUGCUGAAGGGCCACCAACUGCAAAUCUAUGCGAUUGCAUUUAAUGGCACGCACGUCGUCACAGGCAGCUCCGAUUCAACGGUACGUGUGUGGGAUGCACAACGAGGCACAUGUCUCGCAGUGUUCCAAGGAUAUACCCAUGUGGUGGCGCAGCUGCAUUUGCAAGACGAUAUUCUAGCGACGGGCAGCAGUGAUGGACGUGUGAUUGUGUACUCCAUGCGUACGUUUGAGAGCCUUUAUCGCGUUUGUGCGCACGAUAGUGGCGUUACGACACUGCAGCUUCGUGGCGCCCACCUCGUUACAGGCGGCUCCGAUGGCCUGGUCAAGUUGUGGGACGCGCAAACGGGCCAGUUCCUUCGGACUAUUACGGUUCGUGGAAGAUACCUGCAUUGUACUAUGUAA